UGAUUCCAAACACACAUUGCCAAAACAUUUUAAUAUAUAUUGAUCUUACACUUCUCAAAGUUAUAUUAGUCCAAAGUGGAUCUACUUCUAACCAUUCCACAUCUUUGUUGGAUCAUUCCCUCUAAAAUGUCUAACAAAGAGAAGCAACACAAGAAAGGGUUCAUGUAUAUUUACAAAACCGGCCCAAGAAACCAAAGAAACAAAGAUUUAGAACAUGGCAUGGAAAAAGAAAAGAAACCAAGUUCAAGAAGUUGGUUACAAUGGAUAAGAUAUCCAACAAGAAAUUACAAAGUUGAAAAUGAAGGAUUUGUCGAGGCGAGAAAUUCAACAUCAUCAUCAUGUUUAGAGUUAGAAUCAAGAGGAGGGUAUGUGGAAGGAAGAAACUCAGUGUCUUGCAUAGAAGCAUCAUCAUCACCAGCAAUAACUGCAACAAGAAGAAGAGGAAUCAUAGUUGAGGAAGGAAGAAAAUCAGUGUCUUAUGUUGAAACAAAGUUAGUAGAAUCAACAAAGGUUGUUGAAAAAUUUGUUGAGGCAAGAAAAUCAGUGUCUCAGAUUGAAACAUUGUCAUCUGUAAUUGAAUGUCUUGAAGUGAAGGUUUUGGUCUCAGAUAUGCCAAGUUUCAUGCAAGUGCAUGCUUUUCGUUGUGCAAGAAGGACUUAUGAUAGUCUUGAGGAGUUAAGCUCCAAACAUAUAGCUCAUAACAUAAAGAAGGAGUUUGAUAAAGCCUAUGGUCCAGUAUGGCAUUGUAUUGUAGGCCCAAGUUUUGGUUCUUUUGUGACACAUUCAACUGGUUGUUUUCUUUAUUUUUCAAUGGAAAAUUUAUAUAUUCUACUCUUCAAGACCAAAGUUAAGAAGACAUUGGACUAAGGAGCUUGAGAAGAUAGACAACUUCUUGAAGAAGAGGUUGAGUGAAACUAUGGAAGUGUGGAAGGAAAAUUCUCUUCUAGCCAAUCCACAUUAUAACUUCAAACUUAAGCUCUAAUAUAAUUAAUCAAAGCAAAAUAUUCAAGGCUAAUUUAAUGCCCACAUGAAGAGACUAAAGCUUUGUUCAAACUGUAUUACAAUUUACAAAAGCUCAUGCUAUUAUAGAAAGGCUUGAAGCCACAUUUAUGCUCUAAGCAAUAUCCCUUGUAUAAAGCUAUAUGUAUAAUAAAUAUUCUUUUUCCUCCAUUCAAUUUUUUC
Vicia villosa (hairy vetch) is the source of this 1182-nucleotide messenger RNA. RefSeq lists its product as uncharacterized. The record is from RefSeq and is a predicted model, not a curated record. NCBI's taxonomy places the organism in Eukaryota, Viridiplantae, Streptophyta, Magnoliopsida, Fabales, Fabaceae. Gene Ontology annotation, molecular function: dynein intermediate chain binding; dynein light intermediate chain binding. Bases 127 to 867 code for a protein of 246 amino acids. The transcript is spliced from 3 exons. Gene Ontology annotation, biological process: microtubule-based process. Gene Ontology annotation, cellular component: dynein complex.